Molecule: messenger RNA, 471 nt
Organism: Gaeumannomyces tritici R3-111a-1
Lineage: Eukaryota; Fungi; Ascomycota; Sordariomycetes; Magnaporthales; Magnaporthaceae
Exons: 2
Coding region: 1-471 (156 amino acids)
Source: RefSeq, a predicted model, not a curated record
AUGGGUGCAAUGCGAUCGAAUCAGGCGCCGUACCACACCACCCAUGCUGCAAUUGAGGUUUUCAAUUGGCUUGCCCGUAUUCUCGCGGCCCAAUACGACCUGGAACGGACCGGUUGGGAUCGGGAAACGAGCACGCCGGUCAAUGUGAUUCAGUGGCAGAAUGCUAUGGCAACUCUUGACCUGUUUUGUUUAGUAAUGAUAUCGCUGGGAUAUGGUUUGCCCACGGUUCCUCGGCAGGAUUGGCGAGCCGUUUCUCACGAAAAUUAUGUGGCAAUCCAAAAUCACAACGAAUGGCAUGAUCGCGAGGCAUUUCCGGAGCUUGCAUUCACUGCUGUUAUGGAAGGUCUCUUGUCGAGGAUCAGGGCUAAGACCGUCCUCGCACCCGGUGGGAAAAAAAAAAAAGAAAACCAUAGAACAUCUGCGCCCGAUGCAUCCAGAGACAGUGACAGAACCUCCGCAGACACCCUGUGA